Molecule: messenger RNA, 1068 nt
Organism: Aspergillus viridinutans
Lineage: Eukaryota; Fungi; Ascomycota; Eurotiomycetes; Eurotiales; Aspergillaceae
Exons: 3
Coding region: 1-1068 (355 amino acids)
Source: RefSeq, a predicted model, not a curated record
AUGUUCCUCCUACUGAUUUUCCUCUCCCUGGUCCUCGCCCAACUUCCCCCCGUCUCUUUCUAUAGCAUCGCCAUCCCCAGCGCUCCAUCCCCCAAUCUCAGCACCGCAACCUUCACCACCCCGUCCACCCGCCUAUCGACCCUCUCCGAACCCAAAGUCCACCCCAUCAACACCACCGUCUUCGACUGGUGGUACUUUGACGCCGUCUCCUCUUCGAAUCCGAACGUUUCUCUCGUCCUCACCCUCUUCACCAGCACCCCCGCUGCGUUUCCAUUCCUCCCGUCCAGAAACGCCUCCUCCGUCCUCCUGUCCUACCUCUGGAUCUCCUUCGCCAAUGGGACGAGCUACGCUGCCUACGCGGACGCAUCCCUCGCGACGGUCGAUGCAGCCGGGGGUGUCACUCAGGGGGUAUGGCAUGACAGUGGUGUUUCCUUUACUGGAUCCGAGCAGGGGGAGUAUGAGAUUGUCAUUGACGGAGUAGGGGUGUCGAACCCGCAUACGCCCUGCGGUGACGACCGGCUGCGUCUGGGUGGUGGUAGUACGGGUACGGUUGGAAUCGGCUGGGCGAGUCUCCUCCCCGAUGCGGAGGCGAGUGUUGAUGUUUUGGUGGAGGGGGAGAGGGUACAGUUUACCGGCGUUGGGUAUCAUGAUAAGAACUGGUCGGAUGGACCGUUUGAGGCGGCGGUGCGGACGUGGUACUGGGGUCGAGGCCGGGUGGGCCCGUACUCUGUCGUCUGGUUUGAUAUGCUUCCUCUUGCGGAGGAAGAAGUGGUGAGUGGGUAUGUGGCUGUUGGACGGGAGGUUGUCGUGUCUAGUUGUGAGGAGGGGGUCGUGUCUGUAAGGCCAUGGAAGAAUGGGAAGGCAGCUGCUUACCCGCCUGUGCUUGGGGAUGUGCCGGAUGGGUUCAGGGUGGUUUAUACCAUGGGAAUGGAGGUGGACGUUACCCUUGGGGCGAUGGUCGCUGGGGAUGGAAAGUACUAUGCGCGGUGGACGGGGACGAUGAGGGCCGAGGUAGAGGGCGAGGUGUACGAGGGGGUGGGCAUAUUCGAGCAGUUUGUGAUGCAGUAA